GGUAUAACCAGGAAUGAGGCUAUAAACAAAGACAAACAAUCUGACAAACGUCUUUGUCUAUUUAACCCACUUUACUUCUAAACUACCUACAGGAUUUAUUAUGUUGGAAUUUAUAGACAUUGACUAUAGGGUGUCGUGUAAACCUUCCGUUAACGUUUACAACCAGGUAGAGCGCAUUAAACUGAACAGAAAAGUCCUUUAUCAAUUUUUAUAUUUUUGCAAUUUUCGCAAUAGUUAAUGAGUUAUUGAUUACACAAGUACACAAAAAAAGUAGUGUUUCUUUUUGAAAUUAGGAAAAAAUGAGUCAAUUCAAUUCUGACCUUGGAUUUGAAUUUAGCGAGUCAAAAUACGGAUUGAUUAGUCUGGUCCGCCGGACCAACCACUUUUUUUGUGUGCCUGUGUAAUCAACAACUUAUUAACUAUUGCGAAAAUUGCAAAAUGGUAAAGGACUUUUCUGAUCGGUUUAAUGCGCUCUACCUGCUUGUAAACGUUGACGGAAAGUUUACACCCUAUAUCCAGCUUCAAUAUUUUAUCCAUAUUUUAUAAACAUAGAAAGCUUUAAAAUAAAAUCACGUUUUUAUCAUAUCCUAUUAUUACGAAGCAACUAUUAAUUAGCUUGAUAUUCCCAUACACUAAAAAGCUGAUAAUGUGUAAAACGUGAAUUGAUCAAACACCCAAUGAUAAAUUGGUCGACGCCAAGAAAAAAUAUUUACGUUUGCGAGAAGACAGGUAAAACUACUUUAUUAAAAGAGAAAAAUUAUGUUUUUUUGAUCAAAAAUAUAAGCAAACGAGAUUACAAAAACUUAUUUUAACUCAAGUUACAAUUUGAAAUUCAAAAGAAGUCGAUAUCGCCCUGGAGAUAUUAAAAAUUAUAUAAGCGUAUUGAUAACAAUUCUGAUAGAAUUAAUUUCUGAAAUUAAUUGAAAAAAAAUAUUACUGUAAAAAUGUCGAAAUUAAUAGUUUGAGGGCCACUUGUACCAAACUCUGAUUAACUUAAUCGUUAAUUAGUCCAUUGAAAUUGACCAAUCGUAUUUGUCGUUAAGCAAAAAUUAACAAAUGCGAUUGGUCAAUUUCAAUGGACUAAUCAACGAUUAAGUUAAUCAGAGUUGGUGCAAGUGGCCCUGAAGUUAUAUAAAUUAAUUUGUCACGACUGAAAAGUCUACAUCAAAAAUAAGAUAAACUCUUUCUAUUCUUCUGCGAACUACAAAAAUUAUACGCGUCCUCUCCCUGCGUAUUAUCAUAUAGAUCCAACGAUCACCAAGGAAACACAACAAUAUAACAUGACACUUCUUAUCAACAACCGUCAGUAACGUUCUCGCAUUACGAAGUUUUUAUAUUAAUCGUGUAUCUUCUACUUGCACUUUUCGUAAUGAAUUUAUAACUUGAACAAUAAUUUUACUGGAAAUUAAUAGAAUUUUUAUCAGUAUGCAACAAGCGCAAAUGUUACCUUGCCUCCCAGGCUUUAACGUUGACAAAAACCUUGGUAGAACGAGAUUUCACAAACGCCAACAUUUCGGCAAGAUACACGAUGGAGUUUAUUAUUUAGCCGAGAAAGCGGAUACGAGAGCGUAUAGCCGUUAUUCGUACGUCUAUCCCCGAGGGGAAGAGCCAAAAACUCCGCCGUGGCUCGCGUACGACGGACAAAGACUCGUGUUCAAAGCCUUUUUCCAAGAGACCGUGCAAGAGAAGUGGAAAACGGCCUUCCACGUUCGCGUGGUGAACAUUAGCUUUUUCCUCGAAGAUGGAACGAUGAAAAUCGUGGAGCCAUCCGUGGACAAUAGUGGUCUUGAGCAAGGUGUUUUGGUCAGACGUCAAAGGGUGCCAAUCCCCGACUCGGUGAAGUAUAGAUAUUACGAUAUACUUGACUUAAAUGUCGGCAAGGAGCCCGAGAUAUAUGGACGAGUGUAUAAAAUCGUGGACUGCGAUAAAUUCACGAGGCAAUUCCUUAAUCGUCUGGGAAUACCAGUACCCGAUCCGCUCGAUAUACCAAAAGAUCCGUAUCGCGAAAUUCGAAAAGACGAAGCAUUUCCGAAGAAACCUAAUCGCAUGGUGGAUACUCUCGGGAACUUUUUGAAGUACGACAGGCAAGUGCUCCGAUUUUACGGAUACUGGGAUGAUACCGAGAGUCCUCAUGGUAUUAUUCACGAUCUCGAACUGCAUUAUUAUCUCUCUGACAAUACAAUCGAGGUCAAGGAGAUCGUAUUGCCGAACGCUGGUCGAGACUCCGGUCCAAUGCUCGUUAAAAGGAUGAAGAUACCGAAAUUUUAUAGCGGCUCACAACCACUCGGCGUGGAUAGUCGUUUCACGGUUCUAAACGUGUUAGGCGAGAAUGCGAGGCACAGCUAUUAUAUGAUAGAUUCUCUAGACACUGGCAAGACCGUGACGGAUUAUUACAAAGACAAUGAGUUGGGCAUCGGAGCGGAAAUUAAUGUUUUCGGUAGAAGAGUUAUCAUCACAGACAUGGACGCUUUUACCAAGGAAUAUUAUCGAACGAAGUACGGCUUGGAUGACUUCACGUCUCUGAUAAGACCACGAAAAGCGGACGACAUGUAUCAGAAGGUUGAGAGAUACAUACCACCCUACAACGGUUUUGGGUCUUACGAUGACUCUCUCGGGAAUUGCUUCACGGUGGUGCCGAAACCGCCCAAGACGGACUUCAUCAAGUUUCUAUAUCACGACAGGCAGGGCUUUAACAGCCACAUCUUGAGAUUCCGGGCAAAAAUGGUAUCGAAAAUCCCGGGAAACGAAGAAAGACAAUUCAUUAUAAGAGUAUUUCUGGUGGACGAUACGAUAUCUGUUUUCGAAUUGGCGAAACGAAACUCAGGCUUUCAGAGAUCCUUGUUCCAAAAACGGAUGCCGAUAAUACUACCUGAUCAGGAUAUUUUCACAAGCAAGAAACCGGAAUACUACAAAUCACACGAUUUUUACAUAGGAGCACGCUUAAACCUGCGCGACUUUCAUUUCGAAAUUACGUCCGCGGAUGUUUAUGCCCUGCGUUACAUGGAAUUACAUUGCGACAAGUUUCCCAAAGCGAACAGGAAACUGAUAAUGGAGAAACUUCGAGAGAAUUUACAGCCAGUUUACAAAGAAUUCAUUCAACUGUACGCACCGCCGAAGGACAACAUUCGAAUUUUAGAAUACGAAAAGCUUAAGGAGGCUUUAUGUCGCUAUAUGGGCGACAAGAUAACGGAACACGAAAUGAUUACGAUUGCUCGAUACUACUCAUCCCGUGAGAAAAUAGAACACCGUUCGAGAGAGUAUGUGAGAUGCCUGCUGCAUACGGAACUACACCGAUCUCUGUGGAACGAUCUUGUUCGCUUGGAAGAGGAUCUACGUUAUUGGGACGAAGAUAAAACGGGAUUUCUAUCUCGGGAAUCUCUGUACACGAUCCUGCGUGGCUGCAGGAUCCCCGUCGACGUGGAAUUGUUGAAUUCCAUGCUGGACCACUUGCGCAAAGCUGAAGACGGCAGAAUCGACUACAACGAUCUGCUGCAAUUCAUGAAUGUGAAAAUCGAUCCGUUGCCACCCGCAGAACCCGUAAACGUAAAAACUGCACUUUGGUGGGCUUCCGAAAGAGAACCAGAUUGCGGAGGGGGGAUAAACUGGUGCGAGUUUAUCAAGGAUUUAGACAUAAGGGCAGAAGAGGACGCGGCGGAGAAUAAUGGCAACAUGGAAACAAAACUCGCACUGGAGCACUGAGCGUGUUCGCAAUCGUAAUUAUCGCACAAAAAUAUUUUCUAAUUACUACAAUAAUAAUAUAAUAAUCUUUUUUCUAAUGCAUAUGCAUCCAUACAGUAUUUUACAUUGAUAUGUUACGCUCUGAUGGAAUUCUCAUAAUAUUUUGAAGAAUUUUAAAAUCUUAAAUUUAUGAGAUUUUUAAAUAAUUCUUUAAAUUUCUUUAAAUUUUACAAGUUUUUUUUAAAUUAUAGAAUGAUAAAUCUUAGAUAUAUUAUAGAAUUUAUAUAUAUAUAUGUAUACAUGAAGAAGUCUUGAAAAGAUAAUAAAGUUUUUCUCAGUUAUUUCUGAAAAUGCUCCAAUUCGUAUAAAUAAUUUGAGAAAUUUUUUAGAACGGCAUAAAAUUACAGAAAAUUGGAAAUUUAUGUAAGAAU
Monomorium pharaonis (pharaoh ant) is the source of this 4109-nucleotide messenger RNA. RefSeq names its product EF-hand domain-containing family member C2. Gene Ontology annotation, biological process: regulation of neuron projection development. Gene Ontology annotation, cellular component: microtubule. The coding region runs from base 1426 to 3699 and encodes 757 amino acids. The record is from RefSeq and is a predicted model, not a curated record. NCBI's taxonomy places the organism in Eukaryota, Metazoa, Arthropoda, Insecta, Hymenoptera, Formicidae. The transcript is spliced from 14 exons.